CAGCAGCCUUGCGCCGUCUGGAUGAGAGCGGAGGCAUCUGCUUACCGAGUGUGGCCGCGGUCCUCUGUCUGGCCUGGGGACCACAGUGCUGUCUACCCGGACUCAGCCUCCUGCUCGCCGCUGUCACCACGACGUCCACUGUACGGUUGAACAGUUUACCUUGGUGCGCUGGUGAAGAAGGAGGACUGGAAUCCUCCUAGAAACGCCUCCUGGGAGAGGAGGUGGUCGUGGAGGACCGGGAGGAGGAGGCGGAGCGGAAGGUGGCGGCUGUGCAGGCGGUGACAGCUUUGGACGAGCGGUGUUGGGGAGCGGGACCGAGCGGGGAGCGGCCGGUGCGGGGCGUCCCCGUGGUGCGCGCCCAGAGCCGGCUGGCGGGACCUGCGUGGAAGCGUGGCUGGCGGGCUGUGGACCACGUCCCCAUCACAAUGGUCCGGCUCCUGUUGGUUUUCUUCCCAGCGAUCUUUUUGGAGAUGUCCCUUCUCCCCAGAAGCCCCGGCAGGAAAGUGUUGCUGGCGGGAGCCUCGUCUCAGCGCUCGGUGGCCAGAAUGGAUGGAGAUGUCAUCAUUGGAGCGCUCUUCUCAGUCCAUCACCAGCCUCCAGCGGAGAAGGUGCCCGAGAGGAAGUGUGGGGAAAUCAGGGAGCAGUACGGCAUCCAGAGGGUGGAGGCUAUGUUCCACACGUUGGAUAAGAUCAACGCGGACCCGGUGCUCCUGCCCAACAUCACCCUGGGCAGUGAGAUCCGGGACUCCUGCUGGCACUCAUCCGUGGCUCUGGAGCAGAGCAUUGAGUUCAUCAGGGACUCUUUGAUUUCCAUUCGCGAUGAGAAGGAUGGACUCAACCGGUGCCUGCCUGACGGGCAGCCCCUCCCCCCAGGCAGGACUAAGAAGCCCAUUGCCGGUGUGAUCGGCCCGGGCUCCAGCUCCGUAGCCAUUCAAGUGCAGAACCUGCUCCAGCUCUUUGACAUCCCCCAGAUUGCAUAUUCCGCCACAAGUAUCGACCUGAGUGACAAAACUUUGUACAAAUACUUCCUGAGGGUUGUCCCUUCUGACACUUUGCAGGCAAGGGCGAUGCUUGAUAUAGUCAAGCGUUACAAUUGGACCUAUGUCUCUGCAGUCCACACGGAAGGGAAUUAUGGGGAGAGUGGAAUGGAUGCUUUCAAAGAGCUGGCUGCCCAGGAAGGCCUCUGCAUCGCCCAUUCGGACAAGAUCUACAGCAACGCCGGGGAGAAGAGCUUCGACCGACUCUUGCGCAAGCUCCGAGAGCGGCUUCCCAAGGCCAGAGUGGUGGUCUGCUUCUGCGAAGGCAUGACGGUGCGCGGCCUCCUGAGCGCCAUGCGGCGCCUGGGCGUCGUGGGCGAGUUCUCACUCAUUGGAAGUGAUGGAUGGGCAGACCGAGAUGAAGUCAUUGAAGGUUAUGAGGUGGAAGCCAACGGGGGAAUCACAAUAAAGCUGCAGUCUCCAGAGGUCAGGUCAUUUGACGAUUAUUUCCUGAAACUAAGGCUGGACACUAAUACAAGGAAUCCUUGGUUCCCUGAAUUCUGGCAACAUCGGUUCCAGUGCCGCCUACCGGGACAUCUUCUGGAAAAUCCCAACUUUAAAAGAAUCUGCACAGGCAAUGAAAGCUUAGAAGAAAACUACGUCCAGGACAGCAAGAUGGGCUUUGUCAUCAACGCCAUCUAUGCCAUGGCCCACGGGCUGCAAAACAUGCACCAUGCCCUCUGCCCCGGCCACGUGGGCCUCUGCGAUGCCAUGAAGCCCAUCGAUGGCAGGAAACUCCUGGACUUCCUCAUCAAGUCCACAUUCAUCGGUGUGUCUGGAGAGGAGGUGUGGUUUGAUGAGAAAGGGGACGCUCCUGGAAGGUAUGAUAUCAUGAAUCUUCAGUACACUGAAGCUAAUCGCUAUGACUACGUACACGUGGGAACCUGGCACGAAGGGGUGUUGAACAUUGAUGACUACAAAAUCCAGAUGAACAAGAGUGGAAUGGUACGGUCUGUGUGCAGUGAGCCUUGCUUGAAGGGACAAAUUAAGGUCAUACGGAAAGGAGAGGUGAGCUGUUGCUGGAUUUGCACAGCCUGUAAGGAGAACGAAUAUGUGCAAGAUGAGUUCACCUGCAAAGCCUGUGACUUGGGCUGGUGGCCCAAUGCAGAUCUCACAGGCUGUGAACCCAUUCCUGUCCGCUACCUUGAGUGGAGCAAUAUAGAAUCCAUCAUAGCCAUCGCCUUUUCCUGCCUGGGCAUCCUCGUUACCGUGUUUGUCACGCUCAUCUUUGUGCUAUACCGGGACACACCAGUGGUCAAGUCUUCUAGUCGAGAGCUCUGCUACAUUAUCCUCGCUGGCAUCUUCCUCGGUUACGUGUGCCCUUUCACUCUCAUUGCCAAACCGACCACCACAUCCUGCUACCUCCAGCGCCUCCUGGUUGGCCUCUCUUCUGCCAUGUGCUACUCUGCUUUAGUGACCAAAACCAAUCGCAUUGCGCGCAUCCUAGCUGGCAGCAAGAAGAAGAUCUGCACCCGGAAGCCCAGGUUCAUGAGCGCCUGGGCCCAGGUGAUCAUUGCCUCAAUUCUGAUUAGUGUGCAGCUAACCCUGGUGGUGACCUUAUUCAUCAUGGAGCCCCCCAUGCCCAUUCUGUCAUACCCAAGUAUCAAGGAAGUCUACCUUAUCUGCAAUACCAGCAACCUGGGCGUGGUGGCCCCUUUGGGCUACAAUGGACUCCUCAUCAUGAGCUGUACCUAUUAUGCCUUCAAGACCCGCAACGUGCCCGCCAACUUCAAUGAGGCCAAAUAUAUCGCUUUCACCAUGUAUACCACCUGUAUCAUCUGGCUGGCUUUUGUGCCCAUAUACUUUGGGAGCAACUACAAGAUCAUCACUACCUGCUUUGCAGUGAGCCUCAGUGUAACGGUGGCCCUGGGGUGCAUGUUCACUCCCAAGAUGUACAUCAUUAUUGCCAAGCCCGAGAGGAACGUCCGCAGUGCCUUCACCACCUCUGAUGUAGUCCGCAUGCACGUCGGCGACGGCAAGCUGCCCUGCCGCUCCAACACCUUCCUCAACAUUUUCCGAAGAAAGAAGCCAGGGGCAGGGAAUGCCAAUUCUAAUGGCAAGUCUGUGUCAUGGUCUGAACCAGGUGGAAGACAGGUGCCCAAGGGACAGCACAUGUGGCACCGCCUCUCUGUGCACGUGAAGACCAAUGAGACGGCCUGCAACCAAACAGCCGUCAUCAAGCCCCUCACUAAAAGCCACCAAGGCUCUGGCAAGAGCCUGACCUUUUCAGAUACCAGCACCAAGACCCUUUACAACGUGGAGGAGGAGGACGCCCAGCCGGUGGGCUUCAGCCCUCCCAGCAGUCCUUCAAUGCUCGUGCACCGACAGGUGCCCGCGGCGAGCACCCCGCCUCUGCUGCCCCACCUGACAGCAGAGGACACCCCCCUGUUUCUGGCCGACCCAACCAUGCCCAAGGGCUUGCCCCCGCCCCUCCAGCAGCCGCAGCAGCAACUGCAACAGCAGCAACUGCAACAGCAGCAACUGCAACAGCAGCAGCAGCAGCAACAGCAGCAGCAGCAGCAGCAGCAGCAGCAACCGCCGAAAUCCUUCAUGGGCCAGCUGCAGGGAGUGGUCAACAAUUUCAGUGCCGGGAUCCCGGAUUUCAACGCUGUGCUCGCAGUCCCCGGGGGUCCGGGGAACGGGGUGCGGUCCCUGUACCCGCCCCCGGCACCCCCGCAGCACCUGCAAAUGCUCCCGCUGCAGCUGAGCACCUUGGGGGAGGAGCCCGCCUCCCCCGCAGCCGAGGACGACGACGACGACGAGGACGACAGCGAGAGGUUUAAGCUCCUGCAGGAGUACUUGUACGAGCGGGAGGGGAACACGGAGGAAGACGAGCUGGAAGAGGAGGAGGAGGAGGACCCCCCGGCGGCGGCCAGCAAACCCACCCCGGAGGAGUCGCCUGCCCUGACGCCUCCGUCGCCUUUCCGCGACUCCGUGGCCUCCGGCAGUUCGGUGCCCAGCUCCCCCGUGUCCGAGUCGGUGCUCUGCACCCCUCCCAACGUGACCUACGCCUCGGUCAUUCUGAGGGACUACAAGCAAAGCUCUUCCACCCUGUAGGGGAGGAGACGGUGUCCACAUGGAAAAGCAGGAGGAGAGGGCGAGCGCCGGCGCCCCCGGGGAGCUGCAGAAAGCUGGGGGAAGCCUAGGGGUGGAGGGCGAGGUCAGAGGGCAAGCGAAGGCUGCUGCCGCCGCCGCAAGGGACACCAGAGAGUACUUACCGUACUCAGCGAGCCAAAAGUGACCUGGGCGAGGAAUCUGAUUCUUGGAUUAUUCAAAGCCUUUUCUGGGAAGAAAGGGAAUUCUGACAAAGCACAAUCCCAUGUAGUAUGUAACACUUAUCACAAAGGUAAAUCAAUAAAAUAAAAUCGACAAAAAUGAUCUCCCCGGUUCGGACAAUUGUGCGUAGAUAUGCAUGCCCACAUACUCUUGGCCCAUUUGGAAAGGGGCGGCACAUGAGGAUAAUCCCGUGUAACCAUGAGUUCACCUCGUGGUAUUUCUGGUAUUCCUGGUGAACCUGGUGGAUAUUUCUGGUGUUCCUGGUGAGCCUGCUGGAGUCAGGCAGAGCAGGCGGGUGAAGGAGGGGCAAGCACGGAACCUCCCAGACAACCCAGGACAGGACCACAGACUCCUGGUCCCCAGGAGGCUCCACAACCUGCCGGGGUAGGGGCAUCUCUUCACCUGCUCCUGGCGCGGUGCCAACCUGCUACCACACUUUGAGAAAGGUGCAGGGGCGCUCCACUGCUCUGUGAUUUCCCUCUAUUUAGGAAAACAGAAAUACGAGCAAAAUUAUCACCAGAAAGCGCUACAUCAGGCAUACUAGAAAAGGAUGCAAUGAGAAGCAAGACAAUAAAUACAUAAGCAUGGGUCUUUGAACAAAAUCAGCACAAUCAUCUUCCCAUAUUUGAUACUCACUUCCUGACAAUUUGAGGGGAAAGUCAGAAUAAGAGACUGUUUUAAAGUGGCAGAAGAUCUUUUGUGGAUUACCUUGUGCGUGUGCCAAGGGGCUCACCUUUGCCCUUCAAUUACAGAGAACAAACCAUGUGGCAAAAUUGUUACCUUCCAUUUACUGUAGCAAAUAAUACCUACCAGUUGAACCUCUAAGAUGCAGUAUGUGUAUUUGGUGCCAAUGUUUCUCCUACAUACUAAAGAAACAAAUCCAUCUUUGAAUUUAAUGGUGUACUCAUAGCAACUAACACUGGCGAGUUAAAUGUUUAAUGACAAAGAAUACUUUCAUAUUGUCACAGAAGUCCCUGUAACUAGCGAGUGGAUGUGUACUUGUGUCCUCGUAUACACGUGAUGAUAAAAUUUGUGCAAUGUAAUGUCCAUCUACCUGCAACUAGAAGAUCGUCUUUCUGAUAUGAUAUAGCUAUUUUUAUGUUCCAAUGAUGUUUUGUAUACCAUCGUCGCCAAUAUCUACAGGAACUCUAUGAAGGUUUGAGUGCUGUGGUCCAAUGUUUUACAUAUGCUACUCAGACAGUCCUUCCUCUUCUAAGAGGAAACUUAUUUUUCAAGUAUUUUAUGAUGUGGGAAUAUGUUAUUAAUGAAGUGGUUUGAAAAUUUGUUAUAUGGAAAGUUUAUAAGAACUGUGGGUAACAAUAACAAGGUAUGUUUUAUAAACUUGCACAUGUCAUUAUUGAAACAUAAGAUUGAAAUGAUGGUAUUUAGAUUAUUUCAGGAUAUUUUAGGGUUUUUUAAAAAAGAUU
Messenger RNA from Pteronotus mesoamericanus, 5740 nucleotides. RefSeq names its product glutamate metabotropic receptor 1 (gene GRM1). The transcript is spliced from 9 exons. NCBI's taxonomy places the organism in Eukaryota, Metazoa, Chordata, Mammalia, Chiroptera, Mormoopidae. Gene Ontology annotation, cellular component: postsynaptic density membrane; plasma membrane. The record is from RefSeq and is a predicted model, not a curated record. Gene Ontology annotation, molecular function: G protein-coupled receptor activity involved in regulation of postsynaptic membrane potential; adenylate cyclase inhibiting G protein-coupled glutamate receptor activity. Gene Ontology annotation, biological process: regulation of synaptic transmission, glutamatergic; G protein-coupled glutamate receptor signaling pathway. The coding region runs from base 426 to 4094 and encodes 1222 amino acids.